This is a messenger RNA of Closterium sp. NIES-65, 4125 nucleotides long. The record is from the annotation of a GenBank genome assembly. Lineage: Eukaryota; Viridiplantae; Streptophyta; Zygnematophyceae; Desmidiales; Closteriaceae.
AUGAUUGGCAGAAAACCUCUUAGGGCGAUGCCGAGUCGGGGGGCAGUGGGAAUGACUAUGGCGGUGGCGGUGUGGAUGGGGCUUGCGGGCGUGCUGGCGGGGCUGGUGGCGUGGAGGGUGCAGAAGGGCUUCGACGACAAUCGCAAGGCGGAGCUCGACACCUGGUGCGCCGGUCGCGCGCGCUCGCUGCAGCAGCAGUUCAUGCUCACCGCCGACCACGUGCAGGUGCUGGCGGGGCUGGCGACGGUGUUCGGCGGCGUGAGGACCAACCCCUGGGCGGUGGGCAGCUGUCUCACGCAGCGGCGCUUCGUGCACCUCGUGGAGCGCACAGUGGCGGCACAGCCAUGGGUGCACGCCGUGGGGUACAUGGCCGUCAUCAACGGCUCUGACAGGUCGCCUCAUACUCCCCCCUCCUCCUUCCCCCCGCCUUUCCCUUUCCUCCCCACCUUCCCCUACCUCGCCCCAUUCCCCUGCCUCCUUUUCUUCCUCCGAACCGUUCCCUUAUUUCUCCUUUCCCUCGUCCCCCCUUUCUCCCCACCCUCGCCCCUUUCUCCUCUCCCUCGCUCCUUUCUCCUCUCCCUUCGCCCCUCCCCUCCCCCUUCCCUUCGCCCUAUUCUCCCCUCCCUCGCCCUUUUCUCCCCUCCCUCGCCCCUUUCUCCCCCCUUUCCCCUUUUCUCCCCUCCCUCGCCCCUUUCUCCCCUCGCUCGCCCUUUUCUCCCCUCCUUCACCCUUUCUCCCCUUUCUCGCCUCUUUCUCCCCUCCCCUCCCCUCCCUCGCCCAUUCAUCCCCUCCCUCGCUGCCCUUCCUCCCGUCCUUCCCCCCACCAUCCAUUCUCUGUCUCACAUCCACGAGAGACCCAAGGUCGUGCAAAGAGAGGCGGCCUUUGAGCAGCAGGCGCAGUGCAAGCUGUUGGACAUUCUGGGCAAGCCAGCCCCGGAGGCAGACUGGUACAUGAACUCGCGCGUGUGGUUCCAGGAGAACCCGCCCAUACCGCUGCUCAAGUUGACGUCCACGUGUGUCAACGUGCGCACACACCCCUCGUACGGCCCCGGGCUCUCCCGCAUGCACCAGCUGCCCGCCAACCAGCUCAACAUGCCCUACGUGCUGGACAAUGGCGAGGCUGGCAUGGGCAUGGGCUUUCCAAUCUUCAGGGACGGCGUCACCACGUCGUCGCCGCUGGAGGAGAGGCGAGCGGCGCUGGUGGGGCUGAUAGCGGCGUCCAUCGACUUCAAGAGCCUCGCCGCCUUCAUCAUUAGCGAAGUGCUCCGCCAAGGCGCGGACUAUUCUCUGGAGGUGUAUGACGUCACCCCCACGGAUUUCCUCCCCAACUCCUCCACCCCGCUGGGCCCGCGCCUGCUGUACGGGGUGGGCGACUUGCCUCAAGGCGACCCCAUGCAAGUGGCCAAGCUCAUUCCGCCUUCCAACCAAACCAUGCUGCAGCCACACCGCCACAAGUCCGUGCAGCAGAUCAACCUCACCGACACAUCAAGAUCGUACCAGCUCUGGUGCCGCUUUAGCGGCGCGGACGCGGUCGUCAGCUGGACAACCGUGCUGUUGGCGGUGGUGAUCGUGGUGGUGGCGGCGCUGCUGGCGGCUAUUGGAGUGAGUGUGGCGUGCAACACACGCGGCGUGCGGGAGAAGGUGGCGGCGCUGGCGAUGCUCAAGGAGAGAACGCAGGCGGCGGAGCGCAACAAGAGUGCCUUCAUCGCCAACACGGCGCAUGAGCUGCGCACCCCCAUCAUCGGCCUCAAGGGCAUGUUGGAGGAGCUGGCGGAGGGGGAGGUGGACGGGCGGCAGAGGGAGGACGUGGGGACGGCGGUGGGCGAGGUGGAGCGCAUCGUGGCGCUCAUCAACGUCGUGCUUGACGUCUCCAAGGCCGAGGCCGGCCGCCUCCACAUGGAGCACCUGCCCUUCCACACGCGCUCCUGGCUCAGGGACGCGCUGCACUCCCAUGCCUGCGCCGCCCACGCGCGCAACCUCAACUUCACAUGCCGUGUGGAUACGAGUGUGCCCGAGGUGCUGGAGGGGGACUACAUGCGCCUGCAGCAAGUGGUGGACAGCAUUGUUGACAACGCCAUCAAGUUCACGGCCAGUGGAAGCGUGUGUGUGCGGCUGCAGUGCCUUCCCCCCGACACCCACAUUCCCACCCACCUGCUCUCCCUCGGCUGCCUCGUCGCCGAACCCACCCGCGGCUGCUCCUCGCCCGCUGCUGCUGCUGAUGCUGCAAGUGUGGAGCAGGCAGCAGGGCCUUUCUCAUGGAGGGAGCAGGUGGAGCAGCGCGGGCUGCUGUGGGCCGUGAUGGGCAACUGGCAACCGCCGCUGCGCCAUCAGCUGUCCUCACUCAGCGCCCGCUUCUCCAUGAGCCCCUGGCGCAUCCCUCUGGGGGAAGGGGGGGGCCGGGGGGAGGGGGAGGGGGAGGGGGAGGGGGAGGGGGAGGGGGAGGGGGAGGGGGAGGGGAAGGGGGAGGAGGGUGCGGAGCAAGGGGAGGAAGGGUGUAUUGCUGCAGAACACGAGUGCAGGGAAGGUGAGGGGGCUGCGGAGCAAGGGAGAGGUGAGGGCGCGGGUGCAGCAGUGCGGGCAGUAGGUGGAAGGGGUACGACAGGGGGAUCAUGUGGUGUGCAGCAAGGAGGAGGGGAGAGUGGUGGGAGGGAGAAAGAAGGGGAGGGUGGCGCUGGUUGGAGAGGAGGUGGGGGGGCUUCGUUGAUGCAUGGCAGAGAGGAGAGAGGUGUUGACUUGAAUAGAGCGGACCCAUGUGCUGCUGCCGGUGCAGGGGAUGCACGUGAGGGGGGUGCGCGUGAGGGGGAGACAAGUGGGAGGAGAGAUUGUGGGGUAGGUGGCACAUGUGAAGCAGGGAGUGUAGCAGCAGCAGGUGGCAGUGGCGGCAGGGGCACAUGGAGGGAUGCAGUGAGGAGCUGGUGGCAGGGGCCUGUUGAAGAGGAGAGCCCGGUGCUGCUGGGGGAUGCUGAGAGGCGGUGUGUGGUGCUGGUGACAUGUGAGGACACGGGGUGUGGCAUCGCAGAGGAGGAGCAGCGCGAUGUGUUUCAGGCGUUCAUGCAGGCACACCAGAAAAGACACGCGCAUGGCGGCAGCGGCAUGAGCCUUCACUUGUCUCGCCAGCUGGUGUCCCUCUUAGGCGGCAGCAUGGGUCUGAUCAGCACAGAGGGCCUCGGCACCACUCUGCAUGUCGCUGUGCCCCUUGCUGCUACAGCAUCUCCUCCACCUCCUGCUACUUCCCCUGCUGCUUCCCCUGCUGCUCAUCCCACCACUUACUCUGCCCCAUCUGCUGCUGGUAGUGGUGCUGACGUGGGGGGCGAGCGCAGCCCCGUUGCGAGAGUGGGCAACAGAAGCUUGAGUGCGAGCGAGGGGCUGGGAUGUAGAAAGGCGGAGGGCACAAGCGUGGUGGAGAGGGCGGGUGAGAAGGUGGUGAGCGCCAAGGACGCUCUUAAGGAGCUGCUUCACGGCAUGGCUAUCCUGGUAGUGGACGACAACGUGAUCAGCCGUCUCUCCGUUCUCAUACCCCCCGUAUCUUCUCCUUGCAACUCCCCGCACUGCCAGGUGGUGGACGACAAUGCCAUCCCCGUGCCUCCAUGCUCAUACCAUCCGGACCCCCCUUAUACAUCCUCGCACUGCCAGGUGGUGGACGACAAUUUGAUCAACCGGCGGGUGGCAGCGAGCACGCUGGCGCGGUAUGGGGCGGAGGUGGCGCUGGCAGAGUCGGGCGAGGCGGCGCUGCGCCUGCUGCAGGCAACCCACUCCUUCCGCCUCGUGCUCAUGGACCUCCUCAUGCCCGGCCUCGAUGGUUUCCAGACCACCGCCCGCCUGCGCGCCCACGAGGCCGCCACUCAGAUGGCUCGGGAAGAACAGGGAGAACAGGGGUUGCAGCGCAUGCCAGUGGUGGUGGAGAGUGGGGCAGAGGGCAGGGACGGGGAGGGGGGAUGGCAGCCGCAGCAGCGCGUUCAUGUGGUGGCCAUGUCAGCAGAUUUGGACAGUGCUGUUGCUGCCCUUGCCGCAGAGGCUGGCAUGGAUGGAGCCGUGCAGAAGCCUCUCAAUGAGAGAGUGCUGCUGCAGGUGCUCUCAACACUGUUUGUGAAGAGACGGAGGUACAGAACCCACUCGAUGUACUAA